Thermothielavioides terrestris NRRL 8126 is the source of this 2595-nucleotide messenger RNA. RefSeq names its product glycoside hydrolase family 63 protein. The transcript is spliced from 5 exons. NCBI's taxonomy places the organism in Eukaryota, Fungi, Ascomycota, Sordariomycetes, Sordariales, Chaetomiaceae. Bases 1 to 2595 code for a protein of 864 amino acids. The record is from RefSeq and is a predicted model, not a curated record. Gene Ontology annotation, molecular function: Glc3Man9GlcNAc2 oligosaccharide glucosidase activity. Gene Ontology annotation, cellular component: endoplasmic reticulum membrane. Gene Ontology annotation, biological process: oligosaccharide metabolic process; protein N-linked glycosylation.
AUGGCUGCGGUGUUGGGUUGUUUGACUCUCCUCUGCGCCCUCUGCUUCGGCGGCGCCAAUGCUCAAGGUCCGGGGGCAUCGAAUUCAACAAGAUCAUCAUCAUCCACCCCGGAACGGUCAUGGCAGACAUGGGGCCCAUACAGACCAAAUCUCUACUUUGGAGUCCGUCCUCAAGUCCCCGAGACCCUGCUUAUGGGCUUGAUGUGGGCGAGCGGUGAGAGCCGCGACAGAAUGUUGAGCACUCUUCGCGACACGUGCGAGCAGAAUGACGGAAUGCAAGGCUACGGCUGGACUUUCUACGACCCACGAGUUGGUGGUUCUCAAGCCGUGCAUGACACGCAACUUCAACUCGACAUCAACACCGAUUUUCUAAAGACCGAGGACGGGGGCAGCUGGGCUGUGCGCAUUACCGGUACCCCAAAGCUGGGUGCCACCGGUGUGAAGACGACAGCGAUUCUUCACGCAGCAGUUGAGAUGGCAGACGCCAACGAGCCAAAGUCUCUCUGGUGCGAGAAUCACGCCAAGAACAAGGACGGAGUCGACGCUGCUUGCCGCGGAGAGAUAGCUGGUCUCGGCCGCUUCCAGUUCCAAGUCCUGGGAGAUGCAACAAACAACGUCGUGCAUGAAACCGUGGUACGGAGUGUCCAGGUACCCGAAGAUAAGAUCUGGCAAGCAAAGUCUAUCUUUGCCGAUCAAGUCAAGGCUGCUGCUGGCGACCAAAUCGCCAUCCAAGAUGCACCUGGCGCUGGAAAUAUGCACUUUGUUCAAACAACAUUUCAAGGUGCAUUCCAGUUGACUUUCACGUACCAUGCGGCGGAAGCAUCCACGCUAGACGCCCAGGCUGUGGACACGGGGAUCAGCUCCCUACGCCGCUCCUUUCCUUCAAGCGUGGACAAGGUCUUCUCGAGAACGCCACCGUUUCAGGGAGAAGAAUACGCACGCUUCUCCCAAGAAAUCCUGUCCAACCUGCUGGGCGGUCUAGGAUUCUUCCACGGAGACACCAGGGUCGAUGAGACCCACGCGCCCGAGUAUGAAGAGACCGACCUCGACUUCUGGACAAAAGCCGCAUCCGCCAUGUCGCGUGCCCACGUCACCACCACCGAUGCCAAAACACUGCUUUCCUUUACGCCUUCCCGUGCUUAUUUCCCGCGCGGAUUUCUCUGGGACGAAGGGUUCCACCUCCUCCCCGUGAUCGAAUGGGAUCUCGAUCUGGCCGUAUCCGUCCUCCGCAGCUGGCUCAGCCUCAUGGACGACGACGGCUGGAUCCCUCGGGAGCAGAUACUCGGACCCGAAGCCCGUAGCAGAGUGCCCCCGGAGUUUCAGGUCCAAUACCCACACUACGCCAACCCCCCAACAAUGCUUGCGCUCGUCCUCCCCGCCAUCCUCUCCAAGCUAACCGGCGCAUCCCCUUACACCGGCCAUCCCUCCGCGUACCUUUCCUCCCCAGACCAGGCCUCCGCCCUGCUCAAGACGCUCUACCGCUUGCUCGCCCGCCACUACCACUGGUUCCGCCGCACCCAAGCGGGCAACUUCAGCAGCGCCUACCCGCGCCCGGCCUCCGCCAUCCCGGGCACCGGCUUCCGCUGGCGCGGCCGCACCCCGACGCACAACCUCCCCAGCGGCCUGGACGACUACCCGCGCGCGGACCCGCCGCACCCGGGCGAGCUGCACGUCGACGCGCUGGCCUGGGUCGGCGGCGCCGCGGCCGCGCUGCAGCAGGCCGCGCUCUACCUCGGCAAGCAGCGCGCCGACGGCAACGACGACAACGACGCCGACGACGCCGCGACGUACGCCGCGCACGUCGCCGCCGCCAAGCACAACCUGGACGCGCUGCACUGGGACGCGGCGCGGCAGUCGUACUGCGACGCGACGGUGCGGCGGGAGGAGGAGGAGAACGGCGAGCAGCAGCAGCAAUACGCGCUGGUGUGCCACGAAGGCUACGUCUCGCUGACGCCGCUGCUGCUGGGGCUGGUCGGGGCGGACCACCCGCAUCUGCCGGCGCUGCUGGACCUGGUUGCGGACCCGGACCGGCUGUGGUCGCCGCACGGGCUGCGGAGUCUGAGCAAGGGGGACGAGCAUUACGGCAGGGACGAGGAUUACUGGCGCGGCGCGGUGUGGGUCAACCUCAAUGUCUUGGCUGUCUUGCGCCUGCGAGACGUGGGGUUGUCCGGAAAGGGCCCGGCGGCCGUGCGGACGAGGGCCUUGUCGCUGGCUGCGGAGCUGAGGGAGAGAUUGGUCCGGACGGUGUAUGAGAGCUGGAACAGGACGGGAUAUUUCUGGGAGCAGUAUUCCGACGAGACGGGCGAGGGCAGAAGGACCAGGGCUUUCACGGGCUGGACGGCGGCGGUCAUUUUGCUGAUGGGCUUGCGUUUUGCGCAGGGGGCGGAGGGGGUGGACGAGAGCGAAAACACCACGUCGUGGCGGGAGGCGUCAACUGGGCUUUCCGUGAUGGUCUUAUUCGGCGUGGUAGGACUCGACGCUCAUGCAGCUCACCCGGCGCACCUGGCUCACCCCCACUGGCGGACGAAGGCGGGACAAUUCCGGCGCAUCGCGUCGACGAUGGAGACGAAGCCGCUGCAACCCGAACUGAAAUAA